Messenger RNA from Liolophura sinensis, 2207 nucleotides. Its product is annotated as thrombospondin-type laminin G domain and EAR repeat-containing protein-like. Lineage: Eukaryota; Metazoa; Mollusca; Polyplacophora; Chitonida; Chitonidae. The record is from RefSeq and is a predicted model, not a curated record. Gene Ontology annotation, biological process: signal transduction.
AUGGUUCCGAAACUUGUUCAAUCAGUUGCGCUACAGUGCGCUUUCCAACCCUUACCGGAGGCCAACCACCAGGAAAAGGGGGUGGGGAAUGGGGGUAAGGGGGUGAGAGACUUGAAACCGCUCUACCUGUUAGAUGAAGCUCUUCCGAUGACGUCAUCUCUUCCGGCAGGCGUAAGCUUGGUUUAUGACGUCAGCAGUCACGUGCACGCCUACACAUUUACGUCACAAGUCGGUGUCAUUUCCUUCCCCUCAUCUCGGAUAUUUACUAAGUGUGAAUAUUUCCCAGAGGAAUUUUCCAUAUUUGUGACUCUCCGUUACGACAAUGUGCCGCAUCGCGAAGAGUGUGUGUUUGCGCUCACGAACUCCACAACUGCUAAACCGAUAGUGUCUUUAAAAAUUCGACCGCAGAGGAUACGAUUUCGGUACAUGGACGCUGUUUUGAGGUUCCGAACUCAUAAUUUAUUCGAUGGCGGUUGGCACACUUUGGGAUUAAGUGUCAGCGGGAAAACCGCCACUAUUACAACAGACUGUCGGAAAUUACAAAAGAGGAAACUGAAACGGAACUUUCCGACGUUUUUAAAAACAACGGACACGGACUUCUAUAUAGGCAGCUGUUCAAAUCAGAGCCAAUCAUUUACGGCUUUGUUGAAACAACUUUUUAUUCUUCCCGGAGCUGACGUCACUGUCCGCGCAUGCUCAAAGCUGAUAUCCGGUCAUGCCGAAAUGGACAAUACUAUUCCGAUUGUACCUGGACAAAAAAGAUUGCCUUCAUCAUUUCCGGAUCACGUGACUUGCACUUGGAAAGACGUAGGAAACCUGGCGUACGACUUUCGACAGAAAGCGCUGAAAAUUUGCGUGAAUGGGUUGUGGCAGUUAGUACCCUUUACGGAUGGUAAGAAAUCGUCUUGAUGAAUGGUCUCACGGAAACGCCUGGAUUACGUCAAUUGGUAUCAAGAUCUUGACACGCCUGCGCCAUCCAUCGACGUGGAAGUGUUUUCCAUCCCAGGGGAGGGAACUUUUGCUGCACUUGCCAACACGGAUUCCGAGAACUCCGAGGAGGGAAUGUCCGUGGUUUACAAAUGGGUGGAUAACAAGAUGGCAUUUUUUCAAGACAUUCCGUCAAAAACAGCUCAGAGCGUCUGUCAUUUCAUCAUCGGUAGCCAGUUUUUCCUUGCAGUGGCCAACUACGGAAGCGGAAGUGGUGAAGGAACAGAAUCCACUAUUUUUAAAUGGCAUCGCCGGAAGCGGAAGUUCGUCGCUUUCCAGUCAAUAUUAACGUGGACAGCACGAGAUUUCGAGCACUUCCGGAUUGAUGGAGAACAUUAUCUAGCUGUGGCAAACUAUGCUAAAGAUAACAACCCUCACACCGACUCCAUCGUCUACAAAUGGAACACCAUCAGUCGGAAGUUUGAACAACAUCAGACUAUCCCCACCAUCGGUGCUUACGACUGGACCCACUUUACGGUAGACCAGUUCCACUUUCUGGCAGUCGCGAACGCCUUCGACGGGUUGUCGACCCGUAUUUUCUCUGCCAUCUAUUUUUGGCAGAUGGAGCGCUUUGUGCAGUUCCAGACCAUGGAGACGACGGGAGCGACGGAUUUCGAACAUUUCACCAUAGGAGAUGAUAUUUUCUUGGCUGUGGCGAAUGCCUACAAUUACGGCCCUCAGAAUUUCCAGAACAUUGAUACGUACUACACCAACUCUACCAUCUUCAUGCUAAACAAGCAGAAAAGGCAGUUCGAGAAGAUACAAAGCAUCCCAACAUUUAGUGCUAUAGAUUGGGAGUUUUUCCACGUGGGAGACGAGAAUUACCUGAUCGUGUCGAACGCCCAAAAUGGCGGACCGGAGGAAAGGCAUAAAAGUAUUCUAUACAAAUGGCAGGGAAUUGAGAAAUUCGUCCCCGUUCACAAACUUCCCACCCUCCCCUCCACGGACUGGGAAGUGUUCACAGAUAACGGGGAAACCUACCUCAUUUACGCCAACGCGAAAGCCUCUCAGUCACAGAUACUGAAAGUGAAACUAGUAUAAUGUCACGUGACCUUAGUUCCUUUGUUUUUGUUUCUGGCUUUAUUCCACCUCAUUUUUUUUACUGUGUUCAAGUUUUUGCACAUUCGAAAUCUCAGGAACACCGUGCUAAGCAAAACAAAUUUAAAACUUACACUCGCAGCCAGCGGACGCUUAUGAACUAUAUUAAAUAAUAUGGAUGA